GUAGUUAGCGAGAGGACAACAACAUACUAGAUGUGUUUUCACUGAUUCUUGUUUGACAUUUUGUCUAUGGAGAACCCAGAUUUUCUCUUGUAGAAUAUUGUCCAACUCUGGCUGGUAUCUAAUGUUUGUGGAGCUUUCUCUGGACGCCUAGUUGUCUUGGCUCUGUGGAGAUAAAAAGGAAAAGGGUGGAUGUGGGAAACUGUGGUUGAACGUCCCAACCUGGACUGAAGUUGAGAUACUUCUGUCAAGCACAGGAUGAUUGCAUACGUAGACUGCCUCUCUACCGAACCAGCUGGGAAAUGCUGGAAUAGGACCUACUAUGAGGACGAAGAUGAACUUCUUCCUCUUUAUACUCGCAAACUACACCUCCAGCCCAAGACGGAGGGCAGCCUUCGCCGCAGACUCCUCACCUCCAAAAUACAUCAGCAGCAAGAUGCACUAUGGGCGCCAAAACCCUGGGCAGGACCACCAGCUCGAAAGGGCGUCCCACUGCAGGGCCACCCCAACUACACUUUCAGUCCAUCCUGCCAAGACUGGAAAGCGGUGUCCAGUCUAGAUGAGGAGAGCAAGUGGUCGGUGCACUACACAGCCCCCUGGCACCAACAGGAGAAUGUCUUCCUGCCAGGAUCCAGACCAGCCUGCGUUGAUGACCUUCACCAUCAGGCCAAAGUCAACCUGAAAACAGUCCUCAGAGAGUGUGACAAGCUCAGGAAAGAUGGAUUCCGCAGUUCCCAGUACUACUCCCAAAGCCCUGCCUUCUCUGCAACCAGCCUUUGUGAAAAUGUGCACCUGGAUGAGAAGACAGAGAAGAAAAAGAAGCGGUUUAAAGUACUAGACCGCCUAUCACAGUCUUGCCUCUCUCUCUGCUGUCAUUUGAGAUCUUGGAAAAGAAAGGCUUCAGAGUCGCCUAAUGAAGAGGAGAAGCUUGUGUACUCAAUGCCGCCUCAGACCCCUCUGCUGGAACAUGACAUGGACAUCCAGAGAAGCUGGACCAGCUGUUUGCCUUUGCCCACUCCUGAGGAGAAGAUGAAACUACAGGCCCAGUCGGUGGCCACUGAUAUCAUUCCCAUCAACAUUACAGGUGAGAACUUUGACCGUCAGGCCAGUUUCCGUCGCUCUGCAGCAAACACUGAUACCAUAAUACGAAGACCCAAGAGGGUGCAAAGAAGAAAGACAAUAACAGGAGUUCCUGACAACAUCCAGACUGAACUAGCAAAUAAAGAACAAGAUGACAGAAUUCACUCGAUGUGUAUGGCAGAUCAGUACUCCACCCUCAGUCGAGCAGGAAGCGUAAACUCCACCCUGAGACGCUUAGACACCCGUGACUCCAGUUGCCAAACAGAAGAGGUGAAGAUUGUUCCUCCCUCAGUACGCAGAAUCAGAGCACAGAGAGGCCACGGAAUUGCCGCCCAAAUGGCCAGCAUCUCCUCCUCAAGCAGCAUUUCCACCAUGAGUGAAUGUAAUGGUAUUAGUUACACUCAGCUUAAUGACAGUGAUCAGAGCUUUCACAGUUUGCCACGCCAAGGUUCUCACAUCUCGCAUCAACACUGUGAACCAAAGUACACCAGCUCCCCCUACAGGAUAAAUUCUGGCUCUACAAGCUCCUUGUCCUACCAGUUUGACAUGCAGCAUGGUUCUUCAUCGUCACUGCAUAUGCGCUCUGAUUCCAGAAGCAGUACAUUAAACAGCCCCAAACUUGCUGAAAAUCCAAAUUACCAAGGCUCUGAUCAAAAUAAUAGCCCAAGCUUGUUCAGUCUCAGUGGUGCACUACAGAACUCCAUUCUUUACGGACACAAAAGAACAGAGGAUAACCAGAUGCAGUCACCUCAUUCUUUAGCCCAGUUGCUUAGUACUGCUGAUGCCUCAUUGUCAGCUGUCUCCUCCUGCUACGAAUCCACAACCUCCCUCUGUACAGGCAUCCAUACAGAGACUGAGUCCCAGUGCAGCACACUUGAUGGCAGAAACUGCGGCAGUCGUAACUGUGUCCGCAGGGAUUCCAACUUCUCAGAGAGCAGCAAUCAAAGCUGCAGCACUCUAACCACUGACCAGUGGACAUAUGAAGUUUCUCCAAAGGACAAUGUCACCUCAAGUUGCUCCUCACCUGUCAGCCAUAUAUACAACAGUGAGGAACAUUCUCCCAGCAAGACGGACUCAAGCUCAUUGUUCUCUGUUGACAAUGAAGGCUACUACACCUCCAUGCGCAUGGACUCCGGUUUGAAGUCGCAUUGUCAUGACUCCAUCAGUAAAGCGGGAGAUGCAAGGCACAGUUUGUAUGAGUGCAAGGACCACCACAGUCAAGGGGAUCGCGCAAGUCUGCACAGCAACCGCUCCCUGACUCGCAGCAUUUCCCUGCGGAAAGCCAAGAAGCCCCCACUCCCUCCAGCGAGAACUGAUUCCUUAAGGCGCAAACCUCAGAGGAAGACUCACCACAAUGGUUCGGUCCUUAGUGAGCAGUUGAUCUCCAGUCUCCAGCAAUCCUUAGAGCUUAACCUAAAAACUUGCUCUGAACAGGCACCCUGCAGUGGGUUUGAAGACCCUUGGGUACUCCGACCCAGAAGCCAGAGCACCAUAAGUGCAGCAAGCAGUGGAAUGUCUGCAGCAGCUGCUGUUUGUCCGGUCACACCUACACACAGUGAUAGCAGCAGUCAGCGCUCAGACUAUGCAGAGUCCUGGGACUUCUACAUGGAUUACCAAGGUCCACGGUCUGACCAGGGUCUCUCCUCCCAAUUCACAAGAUCUGCUAGCACUGAGGAGAAUCAAGUAAUCAUGGGCAAUGCACCCUACAACAUCAGAUUCCCAUCGUCCCACUGCAACAGUAGUGGGAUUCAGUCAAAACUGGCCUCAUCACCUGACAAGGUUCAUCGCCUGACGUCACCAUCAAGUGGUUAUUCAAGUCAGUCCAACACUCCGACUGCAGGCACCCCAGUUACUUCUCUAAUAAGAGCAAAAUCUCCUGCAGGGAGGCUGAAACCAAAAGUGCCUGAAAGAAAGUCCUCCCUGCGGUCUUCUGUGUCUUCCUCCUCUACAUCCUUGUCCUCUAACACCUCAGAUUCCAUCAGAAACAUACCGCUACCUCCACCUCUACCUGACAUGACCAUUACAUCAUGUGAAUCACCCAGCCCCGCUUCUUGCUCUCCAACAGCAGCUAUGGUAGACUCAACCCCACCUCUUCCUUUUCUACCUGACUUAUCCUCUGACUUGGAAGAGAGACAUAAUUCACUUUCAGAUUCAUCCACAACAUCUGAAAAGUGUGACACUAUUGAUUUCCCCCCUCCCCCACCAGAGGUUUCUGAAUCUCUGUCAAGCAAUGAAGGUACAAAUGGUCCUCCACCUCCUUCACUUCUUCCUCCCAAACCUUCACUGUGCAUUCUAUCUCCUCCUCCUCCUCCUCCUCCACCUCCUCCACCAUUACUUGAGAUGAGUCUUCAAACAGCAGCCAUUUUGAACACAGAGAGUUGUCUGACAUUUAAGAAGGCUGUGGAAAUUGAAAAAGCACUUAACAUCAACCACACUGGAGAGCAAGAGAAGACUCAGAGACCAAUAAUCACUGCCCAAGCUCUUCAGAUGGUGCAGCUAAGACCUGUCAAGCUCAAGCAAAUAGAAGAUAUUUUUACAGCAGUCAGUUUUGAUGAUUUUGAUGACCAAGCACAUAACCAUUCUGAAACAAACUCAGGAACGUCCUUGGAAAGUGAAACUACAGAACAGACAUGGACUGCCAUCUGUGUUAGUCAGUCAGAAAAUGGUAUGGCUACAUCUGAACAUCAAUAUUUAGUUAACAGAUUUCUUCAGGCAUCAACUGGCUCUUUACCUCCUGGCACAGAUGAACAUGUCAGCAAUACUGGUCAGAAUGUUUUAGUGCAACUUUCUGAGACAUCUCCAGUUUUAUCUUCCCAUGAGCUUCUGCAAUGCACAAACUCCUCAGCUUCUUCUCAAAGUUCUCAGCUGAAACAGAAGCCUCCUAUAUCACCUAAGAAACCCAGUCUUUCCCUUAUUAUACCACCCAUUAUGCACCUACCUGUCUCUCAUGGACUCAAGCUUCAACAGGUUCAUGAAGCACAAGAAAUACUUGAGUCAGGGCAACUGAAUGGCACAUCCUCGACAAAUGCAGUUAAUUUGCAAGCAAUUCCUUUGGACCUUGAGGUUGAGGAAGAGAGUGACUCAGACUCUUCAACCCCUGUGGUGAAGAGCAGACUGUCUCUCAGCAGUGAGUUGUCAUCAAGCAGUCUGCAAGACCUGCAACUCUCUGAUCUCAUUCUUCAUGAGCAUGACCUCGGCCUGAAUGAUAAGGACUUUGGGCUCUGUGAUGAUAAAAGUACAUCAGAUGAUGGUUCAAGCAGCAGCUCGGGAUCCAUCAACUUUAAAGAGGACGAACACGAGGAAAAUGGUGCCGUGUUUGACUCGAGCACUGAAAGCGCAUCUAGCAUUAACGCUAACGGAGAGGCUGUGGGGCCGAUGGUGACGCCUGUUCGUCUCCGUACUACAGAGGACCUCUUUGCUGCCAUUCAUAGGUCAAAGAGGAAGGUCCUGGGCCGUGGCGACUCUGAAGAGGAAUGCUGCCGUAACUUCCUCCCUUCCCCACCUGUCACUCCAACAGGCUCUUGCCCCAGCCUAACUUCAUUGCCACGUCAGACCGGCUCCAUUCAGCGCAACCUGCGGCGCUCAUCCACGAGCAAUGACAGUUUUAAAGCUCUGCUUCUCAAGAAGGGCAGCCGCUCAGAGUCCGGCUUCCGCAUGUCAGCCACUGAGAUUCUCAAAUGCACAGACCCCCGUUUUCAGAGGGCUAAUUCAGAGCAUGCACAAUCUGACGGACUGUGCACCUCUCCAACAAGCAGCAGGAGAGCACAUGAAGAGUGGGCACGUACAGAGGGAGCCUUGCCCCGUCUUACCGCUGGACUAACAACCCUAAAAUAUGGGCGUUCACGCACACCACCUUCUGCAGCCAGCAGCCGGUACAACAGCCGUAGCCGCAUUCCCAGUGGGCCAAUGACUGCCAUAUGCGAAAAAGAAGGAGAGAUGGCCGAGUCUACAGACUGCUGCGUUAGCACUGAGAGUCAUUUUGCCCUGCCCAUAUCCUCCAGCAGCACAGUCUGCGCUCAAGGCAGCAAUUAGGGCUGUCAACUCAACCCUAACGGCUUGUAAAAGAUAGCUGUCCAUUCAAUAUGAAGACCGCAGAGGUCUAAACUCUGGCUGGAAGGCCAUGCUUGUGCUGGCCAAUGGAAGUCCCCAAGGAAUAAGGGAGACGAGGGAAUGGGGGAAGUACUGUAAACUGUAGCUUUGCUCUUUUACGUGAGUGAAAGUUUUAUCUUUCAUAAAACAUUAGUGUUCUAAAAAAAUGCGAAAAUAACAGAGGGUUACUGGUUGUGUUGAAUCGAAUGUUCUUAGCUUGCUGUAUGCAGGUUAAUAAGGAAAUGUAUGUUUCCUUCUUGGUGGUAAAUUGAGGGAUGAAUGAAUGGAAGCAGAAUGUCAUUGAGGGAUUUUGUUUCGAAUGGUCCAUGCUGAUGUGUUUCUGCCUCUGUGACAAUGGAAGCACCCGACCAAAGUGAGCACUUAAACUCUGAAUUCACAGAACCCACAUCCAGAUCACAUUCAUGGAAGAGGUGGUGUUAAUGAAGUAUUGGCAUUAUCAAGCAUGAUAAGUUUGAAGGGUGGCACAUGACUGUUACAGUGAAGUUGCUAAAGAAUGAGUGUGGAGAUGAAAUUGAGUUUUAAGAAGUGUUUAGAGACUGAUUUAAAAUAUGAAUAUUUUACGCACCUUUACAUUCAUUUCUUUUCAGUUGUGUCCAACAAUCUUCAGAGAUGGGACUCUAUCUAAACAGAAAGUUAUUCAGUUAAUGCAAGCCAAUUCAAACUAACUAAAUAGAAUUGUAUCUGUUUACAUUUAGACAAUAAUAAUAGUUCGCUAUACUUUAACAGUGUAAAUAAUCCAGUCUUUACAAAACAUUCUGUUUCAUUUAUAGAAACUGAAAGUGUCAGUUUAGGUCUCUUUAUUCUUCAAAAGCUGAGAAAUUCCUUGCCUUUGUCUGUCACACAUUUGCCCAAUAUGUCAAUUUGUAAAUUGUUAUAUUUCUUAUUUCAAAAGGGAGGUACUAUUUAGUCAAUUUACUAGUACUACGUGCACCUGAAUGUUCCUCUUCCCAUAGUACUGAACACCAGCAGAAUGGUCGUAGAGAAAUGGUAAAAGGCCUUGUGAGAUGCAAGUGUUUCUGUGAAAGAAAUAAAAUAUAGCAUUAAUCAUAAACAAUCACUUGUUUUCUGUGAAAUAUAUGCAUAUUAUUUCUGAUCUACUUUAUCAGAGUUUUAUAUUACAGCAGUGACACAGUAGGAUGACACACACUCCAUUGACGUCAUAUAGGUAAUCACAUCUGAUUGCCAUUAUCCUUGCUGAGAUUUACAGAGCACAGACAAGACCAAGUUCUUCACUGGCCAAAUAUAGGAC
Sinocyclocheilus anshuiensis is the source of this 6436-nucleotide messenger RNA. Its product is annotated as NHS-like protein 1. The record is from RefSeq and is a predicted model, not a curated record. The transcript has 9 exons. Bases 256 to 5109 code for a protein of 1617 amino acids. Gene Ontology annotation, biological process: cell differentiation. Lineage: Eukaryota; Metazoa; Chordata; Actinopteri; Cypriniformes; Cyprinidae.